AUGGACUUCGAAGUUUGGGAUUCUCCUGUCGCGGACGAAUUCGUCAGGAUCAUCGGUUCAAGUUUGGACCCAUCCGACAAGGAUGCAGACGAGCAACUGGAGGGAUCAGACCAGAGCCAGGAAGAGGCUCGCAUCCCGAUCUCAGACGUGUACGAGCGAGCUGCAAGCUACAUUGCGGACUUUCAGGCCACCCGAGGGGACAUCAUCCGGGCCACCCCGUGCUACGAAGCCCUAAGGGGCUUCGGCUGGGCUUUUCGCUUCCCCAAAGCGGCAGAUUACCACAGGAGCUUUCCAACAGACAAGAUUCAAGAGUUUUGGUCGCACUCUUGGCAUGGAAGCGCCCUGCGGAAGAUUUCCACGGUAAUGGUGCAGAAGAACGGCCUUGCAGCCAUCUCUGCGGGAACUUUGGCAUCACUUCUUCUUGUCUGUCUUUUCGUGGCUGGCUAUCUUCCCGGCUAUGAAAGGGCACCUUUCCAGCAGACGGGGAGGGACUCCUACUUGUUCGGCAUCUGGGGAAUGGUAGGCGGAACUCUCGUCGCAAUUGUUACCCUAAUCGGGUGGCAGUGUCGCACCCCGAUUUUCGUGGAUGUGAUGUGCAUACAUCAGUCAGAUCCAGGCUUAAAGUCAGAAGCUCUGCUCAGCAUGGGAGCUUUCCUGCAGAGCUCUGAAUCCUUACACGUGUGGUGGGAUGAGACGUUUGUGGAGAGGCUCUGGUGUGUCUUUGAGGUCGGAGCAUUCCUCGGAAGCUGCAAACUUUCAGAUUCUGGGCGUGCCAAGACAUUGGUCAUCAGGCCGACUAUGCUUGGAACGAGCUCCAUAGCUACGUUUUUUUCUUUGUUUGUGGCUCAUGUCAGCUUCAUGGUCAUCCCCUUUGACGACCUUCUACUUGGCUGGAUCAUCUUCUCCGUCCUCUUCCUUGCUGGUGGGCACUUUGCUGCACGCUCCUUACGGAGCUACUUUGCAGCUGUGGAGGGCAUGCUUGUCCAGCUUCGCAACUUCCGCAUCCGAGAGGCCAAGUGCCAAUGCUGCAUGGAGGGUCACACAGAAGAUGACUCCAAUCCUUAUUGUGACCGUGAGAUUAUCAGCAUUUGCAUUCGCAAGUGGUUCGGCACCGAGUCUGCUUUCGAAAAGUUGGUCGCUACCGACGUGUCCGCCGCUUUGGCCAGAGCCCUCGGAGAUUCAUCCUUCUCCUACCGGUGGCUCUUGAUGGUCUCGGCUCCAUUUUACUGGGGGUAUAUGGACCAGGUGGCUGCCCGAUUGCGUGCGGGGGACAUGAAGGAUGCGGCCGUAACGGCCAUCAUCACCCUGACUUUCUCGUUCCUGGCCUUUCCUUUCAUAGGACGUCUCGGGAUCAUCCUGGCAUGCAAGGCUCGGCGCCAGCGGCAACAACUGUGGGCAAACGAGCUAGUGACCUUUGCAGUGUUCGUUGCUGGCUUUCCGGUCGCGGGUGCCAUUCUUACCAUGCCCCACGGCGGCACGAUGGCCGCAGCCGAGGCAAAAGUUCGAGUGGAGGGCCUCCGUGAGUGGCUGCAAAGUGGCGAAGGGACCUUCGACAUCCAGCAGAAGUAUGCCGAGAUUUUCUAUGGUUGGGGCUACACGUCCGUCCCGGUCACGCUGGUGAGCUGUGAGGGCCGGGGCCCCACAUCUUUGUUUGUCUUGCUGGUUCUGGCUGGCUUUGGCAUGUAG
Symbiodinium sp. CCMP2592 is the source of this 1686-nucleotide messenger RNA. The record is from the annotation of a GenBank genome assembly. Lineage: Eukaryota; Dinophyceae; Suessiales; Symbiodiniaceae.